AUGGAAGCUAGGAAUCUUACCUCUAUCAUAGAAUUCAUCCUGGUGGGUCUCACCAAUGACCGAAAGAACCAGAUUCUGCUCUUUGUGGUAACCCUCCUCCUCUACUCGCUUAGCAUUGCAGGGAACACGGUGGUGAUCAUACUGGUACAGACUGACUCCCGCCUCCACACACCCAUGUACUUCUUCCUCACACAUCUCGCAGGUGUAGAGAUCUGCUACAUCACCACCACUUUGCCCCAGAUGCUGUUUAACCUUAUGACUGGGAAUGGAGUCAUUUCCUUAACACGUUGCGCAAUCCAGAUGCACCUGAUCUUGACUCUGGGAGGCACCGAGUGCAUUCUGCUGGCCGCCAUGGCCUAUGACCGCUACUUGGCCAUCUGUCAUCCCCUGCUAUAUGCCAUUCUCAUGAGUAGGGGGCACCAAUUGCAGCUCGCCUCAGCCUCCUGGGCUUGGGGCAUCCUCCUUGCUACCAUAAAUGUGAGCUGCACCUUUCGACACCAGUUCUGUGGACCCAACCACGUCAACCACUUCAUCUGUGAACUGCCUGUAGUACUGAAACUUGCAUGCACCAACACUCAGGUCACAGAGCUUGUUGUGUUUUCAACAGCCACUCUGAUUCUUGUGGGUCCCCUUUCUGUUAUCCUGACUUCUUAUGGGCUCAUUCUAUCCACUGUAUUAAAGGUGAAGACCAAGGCUGGACGACAAAAGGCCUUCUCAACAUGUGCCUCCCAUUUGGCGGUGGUCACUGUAUUCUAUGGCACGGUUAUCACCAUGUACAUGAGGCCAGGAUUGGGCACAGCUUCUGAUUUCGACAAACACAUUGCUGUCUUUUACAUUAUGGUCACCCCUUUGCUGAACCCCAUCAUUUACACCCUGAGGAAUAAGGAUAUCCAUGCAGCAGUGGCAAAGUUGAUGGGAAACGGAGUCUGGAAUAAAUAG
This is a messenger RNA of Hemicordylus capensis (graceful crag lizard), 939 nucleotides long. RefSeq names its product olfactory receptor 2D3-like. Gene Ontology annotation, cellular component: membrane. Gene Ontology annotation, molecular function: olfactory receptor activity; G protein-coupled receptor activity. The record is from RefSeq and is a predicted model, not a curated record. The transcript has a single exon. NCBI's taxonomy places the organism in Eukaryota, Metazoa, Chordata, Lepidosauria, Squamata, Cordylidae. Gene Ontology annotation, biological process: G protein-coupled receptor signaling pathway. The coding region runs from base 1 to 939 and encodes 312 amino acids.